This is a messenger RNA of Panicum hallii, 817 nucleotides long. Its product is annotated as thiosulfate sulfurtransferase 16, chloroplastic-like. Gene Ontology annotation, molecular function: catalytic activity. Bases 154 to 549 code for a protein of 131 amino acids. NCBI's taxonomy places the organism in Eukaryota, Viridiplantae, Streptophyta, Magnoliopsida, Poales, Poaceae. The transcript has 6 exons. The record is from RefSeq and is a predicted model, not a curated record.
AUCCUGCCGUGGCAAUAUAAAUGAAGGGAUGGAACACCACUAGAAGAGAAUCCAGAUAGGCUACACAGCAACAUUUCAUCCCUGUGGGUCUUUCAAAAAAAAAAUAACAUUUCAUCCCUGUGUCUUUUCUGAAAGAAAAUUUCAUCCGUGUCAAUGGCGUCUGCAGCAACCAGCAGCAGUGACAAGGAGCAGGUCCUCCCUACCAUCGACGCUGACCAAGCGCACGCCCUCUUGAUCUCUGGCCAUGGCUAUAUUGAUGUCAGGAUGCAGGAGGACUUUGACAAGGGCCAUGCACCCGGUGCUCGCAAUGUUCCCUACUACCUGUCAGUCACGCCACAAGGGAAGGAGAAGAAUCCACGCUUCAUAGAGGAAGUGGCUGCACUCUUUGGAAAGGACGAUGGCUUCAUUGUGGGUUGCAACACGGGAAACAGAUCCAGGUUUGCAACUGCAGAUCUUCUACACGCGGGGUUCAAGAACGCGAGGAACCUGCAAGGUGGCUACCGCUCCUUUCUCCAGAGUGCAAAUCAGCAGCCAGCUCAACAGCAGUAGCCAUCACCAGUUAUUAUGCCAGUUCGUGCGUGCUCGUAGUGUUCAUUAUUUGGAUGGCCAUUUCGAAAAGUUUCAGUCUGAGAUCCUGGCGAAAUUCCUGCGUCCGCAGGCUGUUGAACUUUGUGACGUAAUAAACAUUCAUGAAAUAGUACUCCAACAAGAAAUGUCGAGGCCAGAGGUGAUGCUUGCUAUAUCAAUUUGCGAAUAUAUAUUCUACUGUGGAACUUGUAUUACAAGUAAUUGAAGUACCUAAUGACCUUUACAACAA